This is a messenger RNA of Annulohypoxylon truncatum, 2198 nucleotides long. Its product is annotated as cytochrome P450. The record is from RefSeq and is a predicted model, not a curated record. Gene Ontology annotation, molecular function: heme binding; iron ion binding; oxidoreductase activity, acting on paired donors, with incorporation or reduction of molecular oxygen. The coding region runs from base 204 to 1871 and encodes 555 amino acids. The transcript is spliced from 4 exons. NCBI's taxonomy places the organism in Eukaryota, Fungi, Ascomycota, Sordariomycetes, Xylariales, Hypoxylaceae.
CCCCCCCCUUUAUACCUAUGGUGCAAGUAAAUAUAUUGUACGUAGUGGGUCCUUAAUUCUCACAGUGUGAUCGAGUCAACCUGAGGGCUGUAUUAUAUCGAAGCAGAUCACACUAUUAGAACGGCCUUUCCAAGUUCUUGUCGUUUGCGGACACUCAAGGCUCAACUAACCAAAUUCGUGAUCGACUCCAUCCCCCAGCGUUAAUGUUGCUAGAUUCACUAGCCUCCCUAGACACCUCUCGGGCUGCGGCCCUUGGCGUGGCAGCCAGCACUCAUAGAUCUCUUUUAGGCCUCGUGCUACUCCCAUUGAUGAUACUCCUGCUUUGGCGGGCUUGGAGGUUCACGAUCAGUCCACUCUUGUACCCCGAUGACCCCAAGGAGCUGCCUUAUUGGAUUCCAUUUCUAGGGCACCUACGACCAUUCUUUCAGGAUUCCAAUGCAUUGCUCUCCCAAGCUAAACUAUAUUUCGGCAACACUAAGGAACCAUUCGCGCUCACAAUUGCCGGGUCCACUACUUAUGUUAUAGUCAAGGCCCAGGAUGUUGCCGAAGCAUAUAAGAACAACUCGACACUCUCCUGGACCGAGUUUCUUUUGGAAAUGAUGCGCACCCUUGGAAACGAUGAACUCUGCGUCGAGACCGUUGCUAACCCGCUUCCUCGAGACAAAGACGGCUUCCCUAACCCCCAUGGGAAGCCUCUAGUCACGCUAGCUCGGGAUAUGCACAUUCACCAGCUUCAUCCGGGCGACCAGCUUGAUGAUCUCGAAAGGCGGUUCCUCCGCUGGUUCGAGCGCCAUUUGGAACCCGAUACGAUGAUUGAGACAUACGGCAACAGCAUGGCACAGAAAGACAAAGACGUCGCUGUCACAAUGCCUCUUGUGCAGUGGUGCUCUGAAUUUUUCACGCUUGCUUCCCAGGAAGCCUACUUCGGACCUGAGCUGGCGCAUAUCGACCCGCACCUGCAUGAGACCUUCAUCGUCUUUGACGAGCUCAGCUACCAGAUUCUAUACCAGUAUCCGCGUCUCCUGGCCAGCAAGAUGCGCGCCGCCAAGGCACAGCUCCAGCACGCGAUGAAAGCCUAUCUUCGACUGCCGCGCAACAAGAGAACUGGUAAUGCCUGGUUCACCGAUGUCUUCGAGACCGAGUGCCGGGCGCUAGGAAUCGAUGAAAACCAAAUCGCGAUAAUGUUCUUCACGGUUUACUGGGGUGCUAAUACCAACACCCGCAAGGCGGCGUACUGGCUCCUUGCGCACCUCCUCGAAAAGCCAGAGCUGCUUGCCGCCCUGCGAGCCGAAACCAACGCAGCAUUCGAUGAAGUCGGUCACCUCGACCCGGCGCGCCUCCACGACGCCCAACAUAACCGGUGUUUCGACGCGGUCUGGAACGAGACGAUCCGCAUGUCGGCGUACGCGUCCUCAGUACGCUACAUCACGCGCGACACCAUCAUCGGGGGUAAGGUACUGCGUCGGGGCCGCCGCCUCAUGAUCCCGUACCGGCAGUUGCACUUUGACGAAGACGUGUUUGGGACCGGUAUCGACGAGUUCCGGCCUGCGCGGUUCGGCUUCGACGCCGCUGAUACAAGUCGGAAGGAAAACAAGGAAAAUGGGGUACAUCGGAACCUCACGCGCGUGGAUAGCUGGCGUCCCUUCGGCGGCGGCGUGACUAUGUGCCCCGGUCGGUAUAUCGCGAAGCGCUCUGUGCAUAUGUUUGUGGCGCUCUUGCUACACAGGUACGAUGUAGAGAGCGUCGGGCAGAGGACGGUGCCUGAGGCGGAAAUGGGGAAGCCUGUACUGGGUAUUAUGUCGGUUAAGGAGGAAGCUGCAGCGGAGGAUGUUAGAGUUAAGGUGAAAUUAACUUCCAGGAACUCCAAGUAGAGACGUUACGGGUGGGACUUUAAGUUAUGUAAGCGUAUGCUUUGUAGGGAUAAUUACGUCACUGAAAUCAGAGAAACUUUUUGAUCGUUCUGCCUAAUACAACAUCAACUUAAUUAUUCUAUACUUUAGCAACUAACUACCCAACUUACUCAAGGACAUGUUUGAAUGACUUGGUUACGAUUUCAAAGAACUGAGAAACCACGUCCAAUGAAUUAUUUCCAGUCCUUAAGCACUGUCUCACCUUCUCUUAGCUGUGUAUAGCGCACGCUGUCGCGCCAGAUUAUCUCCCGCUUCCUUACAUCCUGCGCCUCUGACGCCCUUUCUGCC